AUGCUGGUUCUCGCCGGCGGUCUUCGCACUGGAAUCAGCCCCGCAUCGUUCUUCUCCGGACGGAACCUCAACUGCGCGCUUCUUGUCUGCUUCUCCCGUCUCCUCUGCCCCGGCCAGGCGCCAUUUUCUGCGCCCUCCAGGUCCCAGGGCCACCUGGAUGAUUCCGACCUCGAGGCCAUUCCCAAGCUCGUCGUGCAGGAUCGGUGGGAAGACCCGAGGAUCGCCUCACUCUUUGCUUCGUCCUUAGCCCCUGUUAGGAUCUCCAGCAUACUGGUUAGCCUGAAAGAGAACCCUCGAUCGGCUUUUAAGUUCUUUGUGUGGGCAGGCAAGCAAAAGGGCUUCCGCCACACCACGGAGUCGUACUGCAUUACCGCUCACGUCCUCUUCAAUGGUAGGAUGUACUUUCAGGCUGGGCUGAUCCUUAAAGAACUAGUAUCGUCGAAGCAGUGGUUGCCUGAAUCAGAAAAUGUGGUCGUCAUGCUCAGAGCGACCUCCGGUAUGUGUAACAGUCAGGGGAACGGUGUAUUCGACGCGCUCUUUGGAGUUUUGACGGACUUGGGGCGCCUAGAAGAAGCCAGCGACUGUUUUCAUAGGAUGAGGACGUUCAGAAUCCUGCCCAAGAUGAGGUCCUGCAACAAUCUCCUUCAGAGGCUGGCCAGAUCGGGGAAGGGGGCAUUGUCGCGGAAACUGUUCGAUGAUAUGCUCAGCUCAAAUAUGACGCCAACGGUUUUUACUUACAACAUAAUGAUCGAUCUCUUGUGCAAGGAUGGAGAUCUGAAGAGUGCCCAGUGUCUGUUUCUCCGGAUGAAGGAGUUGGGCUGCUCUCCAGACGUCAUCACCUACAAUUCCCUCAUCGAUGGCCAUGGGAAGCUCGGGGAAUUGGAGGAGGUUGAGCGGCUGUUUCUGGAGAUGAAGGGGGCUGGUUAUCAUCCGGAUGUGAUAACCUUCAAUGCCAUCAUCAACUGCUUCUGUAUAUAUAGACAGAUUCCAAAGGCAUUCGGUUAUCUCAGUGAGAUGAAAAAAAGUGAGGUGGAACCCAAUGUCGUAACCUACACCACUCUGAUCGACGGCCUCUGUAAAGAAGGGAUGAUGAAGGAGGCGAUCAAGUUCUUUGUGGACAUGAGGAGGAGGGGUCUCAGACCGAACGAGUUCACAUUUACUGCUCUCAUUGAUGGCCACUGCAAGGCGGGAAACCUCGAGGAAGCACUGCUGUUGGUUGCUCAAAUGGUGCAUGAGGGAGUGGAGCUUAAUGUUGUCACCGUCACAGCUCUGGUGGAUGGUCUCUGUAAAGAGGGCAAGGUGGAGGAAGCAGAGGAGGUUUUCACGGCGGUGGAGAAGUCUGGUGUAGCUGUCAACCAGCUAAUGUGCACAGCCUUGAUUCAUGGUCACUUCAUGAACAAAAAUUCGGAGAGAGGGGUGGAUCUAUUUGACAGGAUGAAGGAAAAAGGUAUUAAGCCCGACAUAUCACUAUACGGAACUGUUGUUUGGGGUCUCUGCAAUGUGGGUAAGCUCUCUGAAGCUCAGGAUUUAUUGAGAGAGAUGGAGGAUCAUGGCUUUAAGCCCAAUCAUGUUAUUUAUACAACCCUUAUGGAUGCCUAUUUUAAGGCAAGGAAAGCUUCUGAUGCUCUCGGUCUACAUCACAAGAUUUUAGACUCGGGCUUGUCUCCUUCUGUGGUGACCUACUGUGCCCUGGUUGAUGGGUUAUGUAAAGAAGGGUCAGUCACCGAAGCAACCUACCAUUUUGAAAAGAUGAGAGACAUGGGACUCCAACCGAAUGUUUUGUCCUACACUGCCCUCAUUGAUGGCCUCUGCAAGAUCAGCUGCUUGGGGGAAGCCGACAAGCUUUUUGAGCAGAUGGUGGAGGAGGGUAUGCCUCCAGACAAAGUUGCUUACACGUCUCUGAUAGAUGGGAACAUGAAGAUGGGAAAUCUUCAGGAGGCUUUUGCUCUUAGGAGCAGAAUGGAAGAACAGGGUAUUGACCUAGACUUGCAUGCUUACACUUCAUUUAUAUGUGGGCUGUGUAACAGUGGUCAGCUGCAGCAAGCUAAGAACAUGCUGUCUGAGAUGGUUGGGAAUGGUGUUUGCCCGGACGCGGGUGUCUAUAAUUACCUGAUAGGCAAGUACAGUGAGCAGGGGAACAUGGAAGAAGUGCUUAAUCUGAAAGAUGAGAUGAAAAUGAGGGGCUUGCUUCCUGAUACAGAUGCUACUACUGCCAAAGAUGGUCAAACGUAG
Molecule: messenger RNA, 2232 nt
Organism: Spirodela intermedia
Lineage: Eukaryota; Viridiplantae; Streptophyta; Magnoliopsida; Alismatales; Araceae
Source: the annotation of a GenBank genome assembly